Messenger RNA from Parastagonospora nodorum SN15, 819 nucleotides. RefSeq lists its product as hypothetical. Gene Ontology annotation, biological process: pyruvate biosynthetic process; D-serine biosynthetic process; L-serine metabolic process. Gene Ontology annotation, molecular function: serine racemase activity; magnesium ion binding; ATP binding. The coding region runs from base 1 to 819 and encodes 272 amino acids. The transcript has a single exon. The record is from RefSeq and is a predicted model, not a curated record. NCBI's taxonomy places the organism in Eukaryota, Fungi, Ascomycota, Dothideomycetes, Pleosporales, Phaeosphaeriaceae.
AUGCCGACUAUCUCGACGCCGAGCAAGAUUGCAGGCACGCAGGCGCAAAAAGCACAUGUGCAUUUCAGCGGGAGCACAAGUGUGGAGCGCGAGGCUGUCGUUGCGGAAGUCCAGCGAGAGACGGGCGCGAUAUUAGUCCCGCCAUAUGAUCACCCGGACAUCAUGUUGGGCCAGGGCACGAUGGGGAUUGAGAUUGAGAAGGAGGUGGAGGAAUUACUAGCUGCGGAUGCGGAGCUGGGUAGGAAGGGAAAAGCAGGAUUGGAUGCGGUGAUUGCGCCGUGUGGAGGUGGAGGCAUGUUGUCUGGCAUUUCCAUCGCGCUGGAACCUACUUCGAUACGUGUGUUUGGUGCAGAGCCUAGUUUUGAAGGAGGCGAUGAUGCGAGGAGGGGUGUUGAGGCUGGCGAGCGGGUGACGAGUGUGAAGACGCUUACGAUUGCGGACGGUCUUCGGACGCCGCUUGGGGAACACACGUGGAAGAUUGUGUCGGACAAGAAAUACGUUGAAGGGCUGUAUGCGGUGACGGAGCAAAACAUCAAAGACGCGAUGAAGUUGGUGCUGGAGCGGAUGAAGUGUUUCGUAGAGCCGAGCGCAGUGGUGGGGUUAGCGACGAUAUUGUACAAUGAGGACUUUAGGAAGAUGGUGGAGAAAGAGGCUGGGGAUGAAGGCUGGAAUAUUGGGGUUGUGUUUAGUGGUGGCAACACGACGAUUGAAGCGAUCACGAAGAUCUUUGCUAGCGAUGUGACGGAAAAGCAGGCUGAGAGGCAUGAAGGUGUUCUGGGUAGUGACGGAAGAAGACAGGUGGAGAACGUGGCAGGGUGA